AUGAGAACGGAAACACAGAUGUCUUACUUCAUUCCAGCACCGCUUGAACCACCAUCUGACAUACUUAAUCGAGACGUUACAUUGGUUGAUCAUUUAGAAAGCAUCAGAAGAGUUCCAAACUUUCCAAUCGCUAGUUGUUUGGAUGAUGUUAUACCUCCUUCACAUGUACUCCGAAGGCAUCCAACAUUUGGCAAACCGAAUGUUCCUAUUUUAGUCAAACAAUUUCACUUUCUUGUAAUGAAUGGAGGAACGGAUAUUCACGCAAAUCUGAUAUAG
Funneliformis caledonium is the source of this 276-nucleotide messenger RNA. Lineage: Eukaryota; Fungi; Glomeromycota; Glomeromycetes; Glomerales; Glomeraceae. The record is from the annotation of a GenBank genome assembly.